AUGACGGCACUAAUCUCUGGAUCCAAGUUGCAGUCGCAGUCGCAGCUGGAGAGGGAGUCGGCUUCUGAAUUUCAAGAAAUUACUUUCGAAGCAGCGAAGGGCGAGUUUCCAACUGAGGCCUGGGAUUCAAUCAUGGAAGUUCAUCAUCUUAUCAACCAGUCUUCAUCGGCAUCGGUUCGUUACGGGAAACACAGUAGCAAUCCCAUCUUGCCUGUGAUACGAAAGCGAGAGACCCAUGUGCCAGAUAUGUCUUGUGCUGAAGGUAUCUUCGGUGGUGCCUGGUGUGCUCGACUUGUCAAUCCCGCGUUCCCUGGGAUCCGGCCCGAUCGACGUGAAUAUAUUGUCUUGUGCGGAGCCGUUGGUUCUAAUAGAUUUUGCGAAGCUGACCAAGUCUGUGUCACUAUAGACGCUGCCGAUGGCCAUCCGCGUCAUCAAACAACAGUAGUGUGCGAGGACAUUCCAGAGAUCGAUGAUGUUGGCAGUGACGAAGAUGUGACAGUUUACACCGGGAGAACUCAUACCAAGGCGAGCGCUCGUCAGAUCGCAGGCACAAGUACGACGAAGGCGUCUAUCAAAUCCAACAAAGGACAAAAUGGUCGACACAGGGCGGUAGCUAUUACCGCUUUCAUUUUGACCGCUAACAAGCCUUUCGAAGCAAGCCAGCCUCGAUGGCUUGUGCAGCCCAAACUUCAGUCAAUCACAUGCGCGCUCGAGAAAACAGGAGAGAAGCUUUGCGAGACGGAUGUGAGCAGCUCAUCUAAGAAUCCUUACACCUGCGAGUCCACCAACAUUCACAUUAUUGAGGAAACCGCACAAAUUGACUGCUCGUUCAAGCUCGCCGCUACCCAAGUUGCUCUCUUCGUCUACGUUGUGGUCUGGCGCGACUCGAUUGCAAAGAGCAUCGUUGGCUAA
Protomyces lactucae-debilis is the source of this 912-nucleotide messenger RNA. RefSeq lists its product as uncharacterized. The coding region runs from base 1 to 912 and encodes 303 amino acids. The transcript has 2 exons. The record is from RefSeq and is a predicted model, not a curated record. Lineage: Eukaryota; Fungi; Ascomycota; Taphrinomycetes; Taphrinales; Protomycetaceae.